ACUGUAAUUCAGUAGCGGUCGAUUGGUUGCACCCGAAAGUUCGUUUUUCCGUUGAUAUGUUCAGCUCUUUUUUCAUGCUUGUCCGAGCCGGAGCUGCGUUAGUGUGGCGCAGCAUUGUGGACAUCUACGUGCAAUAUUGGCCCGGCAUUGAGCGUCCGAUUGUUGUGGUACAGCAAGGCCAAGUUCAAGGUGUCGCUUCCAGACUACCAAAUGGUUCAACAUAUUGCUACUUCAAAGGUAUUCCGUAUGCAAAACCGCCGAUUGGGGAACUACGAUUCUGUCCGCCGGUGGAGCUUGCGAAAUUUUCGCAACCUUUGCUGAAAUGUUUUGUCGAUAAGAAAGACUUCGUUCAACCCCAUCAAAUUUUUGGAUACCUUUGGAUGGUUGGUAGAGAGGAUGCCCUUUACCUAAAUGUCUACACACCGAGCUUGCCAGAGAAAAAUUGGAGUAAACCUUAUCCGGUUAUGGUUUUUAUCCACGGCGGUGGCCUUGAGCACGGAACGGCUAGGAGUUUUGUUUACGAUCCGAAGUACUUUAUUCAGAAGGGCGUCAUCGUGGUGACUUUAUUUUACCGGCUCGGGCCGUUUGGAUUUCUAAGUUUGCCAUCCGUUGGAGUACAAGGAAACUUCGGUUUGAAGGAUCAACGUUUGGCGCUCAAAUGGGUACGAGAAAACAUCAAAGCGUUCGGCGGAGAUCCGGAAAAUGUGACGCUUUUCGGGGAAAGUGCUGGCAGCUGGUCAGCCUAUUUGCACUAUCUGUCGCCAAAUUCAAGGAAAUAUUUUCAUCGAGUCAUUUGUCAAAGCGGAGAGGCAUGUACCGAUUCGAUUCUCCAAAUUGAUCCAGCUGGUAAAGCUCGUGCAUUGGCAAAGUUACUAGGUUACAAAGGAAACUCCGAUCUAGAAGUUCUAGAAACGUUACGCAAGGCCCCAGCUCGGCAGUUGGCCAAGCUCCAAAACGUUGUAAUUAGUGAGCAAGAAAAAACCUUACCAUUGCGAUUUACAUUUCGUCCAGUUAUUGAAAAGGAAAUUAACGAGGACGCUUUUCUGAUACAAGCACCGGAGAAGACGUUAAAAGCAUUCGAUACCAUACGAAUGCCUCUGAUUCAAGGUUAUACCGAUGGUGAGGGAAUUCUUAGCCUUACACGGAAUAAACAUCGCUUGAAGCAGUACGAUUUGAAUCCAGAAUGGCUUAUACCACAGUUUAUGGGCAGUCCAGAGGGGCUCAAUCGAACCACUGUUGGUACCCAGAUUAAGCAAUUUUAUUGUAAGACUAAAAACAUCGGAUGGAAUACAUUGAACGAAACAAGAGAUUUAUUCUCGGACAUUACAUUCAUCAUUGCAGCGAAUUUAAGCUCAGAAUGGCUAGCCAAAUAUCAACCAAACGCUCUCCAAUACCACUAUCUAUUUUCUUUCGAUGGGCGUUUCAGCGUAAUGAAAAAAAUUAGCAAAUUUAAUCAUAUUGAAGGAGCAGCCCAUGGGGAUGAUCUUAUGUAUAUGUUCAGUCCUUCCUUCCUGCCCGAUCUUCCGGAAGAAAGCGAUGAGGUGCAAGUUCGCAACACACUGGUGAAAUUGUGGACGAAUUUUGCCAAGUACAACAAUCCUACUCCGGAUGCUGGUGGACUGAGUUUCAAGUGGACACCGGUGACAAAAAUAGACCUGGAAGCAACUGCGUUCAAUUUGAACUGCUUGGAAAUUAACGUCAAACCAAAGAUGAUACGUAACCCUUAUGCAGAUAGAAAGGAAUUCUGGAGGAGUCUGAUGCGAAAGUUCACUAACUUGAUAUGAUCCAACAUACGUUAACGUACUGUGUGGAUCGAACCAAAUUAACCCUUUAUAAUGCAGUGGCAACUAUAUUGCCACCAACGAAAAACAAAAUUUUUUUGUUGCUCCAAGAAUUUUCUUUAUAAAUUUUGCUUAAAGAAGGUCUUCUGGGGGUCUCUUGCAACACUCCAAGUUUCCUAAAACUGCUAGAAGUGUGCAAUGUUAAUUUGGGGAUAAUUUUAACAAUUAAUUUACGUUUUACUGAACUUGUGUCGGCUCCAAGCGCAGUUUUCAUGGCCUUAUAAAAGGUUAACAGUGAAUAAAUAAAUAAAAUUUUCUGCGUUUUCUGAUGUUAAA
Messenger RNA from Wyeomyia smithii (pitcher-plant mosquito), 2117 nucleotides. Its product is annotated as juvenile hormone esterase-like. The transcript has 4 exons. Bases 57 to 1784 code for a protein of 575 amino acids. The record is from RefSeq and is a predicted model, not a curated record. Lineage: Eukaryota; Metazoa; Arthropoda; Insecta; Diptera; Culicidae.